Molecule: messenger RNA, 6190 nt
Organism: Nasonia vitripennis (jewel wasp)
Lineage: Eukaryota; Metazoa; Arthropoda; Insecta; Hymenoptera; Pteromalidae
Gene: cmpy
Product: cysteine-rich motor neuron 1 protein
Exons: 5
Coding region: 1919-2758 (279 amino acids)
Biological process (GO): regulation of signal transduction; regulation of cell growth
Cellular component (GO): extracellular region
Molecular function (GO): serine-type endopeptidase inhibitor activity; insulin-like growth factor binding
Source: RefSeq, a predicted model, not a curated record
ACGGGCCAGUUUGACUCGCUCGCGCUCGGCGAGAGUGUCUCGUCUGUGCUAUACUCUCCGUCGUUGGCUCGCGCGCGUAAACACACGCACACCAGGUGCUCUCCUUCCUCCUCCUCCGCGAGUGUGUCUGUCUCUCUUUCUCGACAGUGUCUUCUUCUUCUCUCUGUGCGAAUACCAAUACACACAGGCACCCGUGAAAGAAGAAGCAGAGUACGUAGAAAGGAGCACGUUUGCUGCUGCGAAUUUAACCUAGAAAGUCGCCCGCGUCAUUGGAUUUCAUUUCUGCAGAGCGGCCGACUCUGUACCGAGAGCUGCUGCAGCUCGGCUUGCGUCUGUGUGUGUAUGUGCUCGCGGUCCACGUGACUUCUAUACAGAGAGAGAGAGAGAGAGAAAGAGAGAGAGAAAGAGAGAGAGAGAGAGAGAGAGAGAGUCGUGCGCGAAUUCAUUCGCGCGGCGGUGUGUUGUGCGCGUCUGUAUAUUGUGCCGCCGCUGCUGCAUAGGACCUGUACUCCUCUCUACUACUGCUUCUUUCUCUCAGGUAUGUUUUCUCGUGAAAUAGCAAAACGGCUAUCUGUGGAACGCGUCGCUUAUCGCCGGUGACGAAAAAUGACACGCGCACGUCCGUGCGGGGAGUAAAUCGCCCGAGAUCUUUAUCUCCGACCCGUCGGCAAAACACUCGGCGAUAAGCGCAUACCUCCCGAAAUCGAAGGGAAAAACAAAAAAGAACCGCGCGAGCUUGGAUAUUUAUAGAUUGGCCCGGGUCCACCUAUAGCGUACAAUGCAUCGAGUCGCCGGGUUCAGGUCGGAGGCCGAAGGCCGCGAGCGCAUUCCUCUCUCGCUACCUUCUCUCACGUAACGCUUUCGCGCAAAACGAGGCUUUUUCGGGCGGUUCUCGCGCGCAACGGGAUACACUUACUCGACUCUUGUAAAUAUUUUGCGCCCGUAUACGCGUUGCAUAAGUCCGCGCUUUUUUCCGCGAUUUAUCGCCGCCGCGAGAGAGAGAGAGAGAGAGAGAGAGAAACGACGAUAAUACACACGCGGGGGGGAGGAAGACGCGGCGUCGGCGCGAGAGAUUUACGGCGCUAUAAUUACCGCCGCGCAGCGCCGUAAACCUGUCGGCGCGGAAUCAAAGCCGUUAAUCGUUUUAAUGUACAUACACGGCCGCUUCUUCCGAAACGAUCGUUAAUUGCUCGCGCCCUCGAUCGCAUUUGUAUUCUCCGAUCAAGCUGUGACAGGUGUAUGUACAGUAUCGCGGGUAAAACUCGUGUGUACGCGAAUAGAGAGAGAGACCUUUCCCCUUCCCGAAUUUCGCAACACAGUCUUUUACGCGCUUUGUACGUGCUCGCGAAGCUCGAGCCGCCGCGCGCGAAACAUUUGAAAUGCUAAUACACCGCGCGCGCUCGAGUAAGUGGCACACUAAAGAGCGAAGAAAAUUUCGAGACGCUGACUGACUGGCGCUCUCGGGAUGAGGUAUUCGGAAAUUUAUGCGGCGCCGAGUGAAUUGUGCCGCGCGAAAAAUAUUAGCCGUAACGCAGGAACUUUGAAGAGCCCCGACGUUCGGACGCCCCUAGAAUAGCCCGAGCCCGGACGCACCGGCUGGAGUCCUCGGCAACGUGGGACGACUGAGAAGUGCGCUCCGAUCCGCUCACCCAAAGCGAAUCCGAGCGAGCGCAGUAAACGGAAGAGACUGCGCGCGAGAGGAAGAUCUAGUGCUCGAACAGUAGAAUUAAAAAAAAAAAACAAUCGUGCGAUGACAGUUCGCGGAGUGUCUUCCGGCUAGAACUCGCUGAUACAAGCCAGUGCGACGAACGGAGAGUGUGCCGCGGAUGAUCGCAGCCCGAUGAUGUGAAGCAUCGCGCCACGAGAGAGAGAGAGGACUCCGUCAUCAAGCCCGCUGAGGAAAUUCAGAAACAGCACAAUGCGACGUGGAAUCGCUCUCCUGCUCUUUUGCCUGCUCGCAACGACGCGAGCAGCCGAGAGCAACGGUGUGAGCUGUCCGGAGGACAGUGUGCCGGGCGACGACGGCGAAUGCAAAUGCGUGUCGCCGGUGACUAUGCCCUGUCCGAGGCACAAGUGCCAGGCUGGUCAGAAGGCGGUUCAGGUACGGGACGCCGAUCCCGAGAGACCAGGCAGCUGCUGUCCGCUGUACGAGUGCCGGAGUCAAGAAGAUGUGAUAAUGAUGAUCCCAGAGGACUCGGGCAACGUCCACUGCCGUGACGAGUCCGGGCAUCCCCGAGAGCUGGGCGAGCACUGGCAAUCCGACGACUUCUGCACCAAUUGCACCUGCGAAGUCGGCGGGCCCCACUGCCAGUCGGUCAUGUGUCGCGGCUGCGAUCAUCCCUUGCCUCCGGCCGCAGGCGAGUGCUGCCCCAGGUGCGGAUCUCCACCGGUUGCGACCAGCGAUAGGAACGCUUCCCUCGACACUGGAUGCCGAGCUUUGAGGGACUGCAAGCUCAGGUGCGAGUUCGGGCUGGACGUCGAUCGGGACGGCUGCACGUUUUGCCGGUGUCGCAAUAGACCUCAGGCGGCCGACGAGUCACGAGGUUGGGGCACGAUCCAGAUCGUCCUAGUCGUGGUCUUGGCCCUGCUCUGCGUCCUGCUAAUGGUCCACCUGGUGCACAGUCGUUUCCGGGCACGUCUCGCCCCGUCCGAGGCCGACUUUGCCGGCUACCCCCAGCAGUACUACAAGUGUGUUCCCGUCUACGAGGGCCACCACGUACCCGUCCUGCGACACGCCGAGAAGAUCGUCUCCCUCUGAGCUGAUCGCCGUCAUCUUCUUAAUAAUUAUUACAGUCAUCUCUCCCUCUAUCGCCGUUGCUGCUGCAGGAGACACAUAAACAGACAAGUUCGAUAUCAGAGCGCGGAGAGAACGAUAACGCAUAUGUAGGCCGACCGAAGUUUUAAGCUAGAUCUCACUCACACUUAAUACAUAUUAUAUACACACACACACACACACACACCGAUGAGAGAAGUCCCCCGAUGGGGGCUGAUUAUUGUAGGGUAUAUAUAAAUAUAUAUAAAUAAUAUAUAGCAAUGUAGCCGAACGUGCGUGGAAGAGAAGAGGAUGAUGUAGUUGGUACACGAUGUAUAAGCUUAUUGUAUAUCUCCUUCCUAUUACUGUAUAAAGUAUUGCACGUAUGUAUGGCCUCUUGACGGGGCCGUAAUCUUCUGUUAACAGCUCUAUCGCAUAGUCUACAAGCGACGGAGAACUAAUAUAUAAAUCUAUAUCAUAUCGUUCUUUACUAUUGAUUUAUCAUUAUUAUUCUUUCUAUUAUAUAUGAUUAUUAUUAUUAUCACGCAUUAUCAUUAUGUUAAUUUCGUUAGUCGUAGCUACAGUAUUAUUUGCCAAAUGACGGGCUCGUGAGAUUGUAAUUGAUUGCCCGAAGGGGCGGGAAAUGUGCGCUCGUUUCUUUUUUUUUUAAUUAUUAAUAUUUCCCAGAGAGAGAGAACUAUAUACAGCACGACGCAUCUCUCGUUUUCGCAUAUAGUAUAGAGACAAAGCAACGUUAUAUUAUAGACACGUUGAUCGUCGACGUUUUAUCGUGUAUCUUGUGUAAACGCCGCCCGGAUGGAUGGGCUAAUGUCAACUGUUACGCCGUACCUUAGCUCCUCUAUUAUCCGCUCCGAGAGAGGGAACGAGCUUUGGCAAACCGAACGCGAAAUCGUAUGCAAGAUCGAUUCAUUGAUCUCUGGACCAGACAGCGUUCGUGUGUAACCGACUCCGUCUUCUCUCUCUUGUUCUUCUACUGCGAAGUUGUAAACAGAGAAACACGUCCGGAGAGUAUACUUGCUAUUCAUGUGAAUUCGACAAUGUACACAUAUACGCACAGACCUGGUAUUAUGUUAUGUUCUUUCGACAAAAAAAAAAUUAAAAGUAUUAUUAUUACGCAUGAAAAUAAAGGAUUAGCCUGCGAACGAAAUUUAUUUCUUCUUUCUUUCUCGUAUUUAUUGUUGAUUUCGUAUAGAGAAGAUUGUUUUCGCGUCGUCUGUAUUAUUAUUAUUUUUUAUACAAUGUAGUCUGUAUAUUAUUGAAGAGAAGCAAUAGCGUUUAAAUGUUAUAUGGAGCAUAAAACAAUGCAAGUUUCUAGUUUGUAAGUUAUCAAAGUUAAGUGUAUAAGUGAGCAAACUUUUCGUGUACUGUGAUGAUCGAUCAAAAAGAGAAAAAUUAAGCAUGCUCCGAUUCGCAGAAAUAAAAAGCAUAUCACUUUUUCAAAAUCUGUUGAAUAUUCAUUAAAUAUGUUGUACACAAUUUAUGUAUUAUCGGCGCGAAGGAUUAAUCGAGUUGUGAAUAUAAGAUUGAUUAAAAUAAACUUUGGAGAAAACGUUAUUACUUUGUUGAUUACACUUCCAGGCGUCGGACCAAAAUUAUCCAUUUGGUGGUCGUAGGCACGUUUCUCGUUGCAUUGUUUUAAGCUGCCGCAGUUACCAGUGGCGCAAGAAUUAAUACGAGCUAAUAAAUCUUACUGCCCUGAGUAAUCAUUUAAGCUAUACGCAUAUAAUAAUAACAUCGUUGUUCUAAUUGCGCAAUAAAUGUCGAGUAGGCGUGUUCGUUCGAUAAAUAAUAUUCUCUUUAAAGGUGAUACUGUUUAUAGAAUUAUUUAAUUUAAUAUUACACAAUGUUACAGGUGUGUAACUGAUUUGUUUAACACUUUGCUCGGGAAUUCUUUAACGUUAACAGUUUAAAAAUUCCGUCUAGUCAAGCUUUGAACGGUUCUCUCAAUGCUUUGUCAACAUAUUGUAUUCGACACGCAGAAAUUUUAAACAUUUCAACAAGAUUAAUUUUUUGCAACCAUUCUAUAGACUGUUUUGAUUCCUCACUGCAAGUUUAAUGUAGAUUUAAGUAAGCCAUCGCGCGUUUGUAUAAACGGUUUCCAUUUAUUGAUUGUAUAGCGAAUAAGAUUAUAUAACAAACGAUUGCUCGAACUGUAAAAAUAAUAUACCCUGCACAAAUAAACGGCCCGGACGUCGAAUUAUAAGAAUGUGAAAACACAGAAACUGUAAAUAAACUCUUAUGCUCCGAUGGAUUGCAUCCAUCACUGUACUGCUCUUAUUCAAAACACUUUUAUACUUUCGGAUAUUACAUAUCUUGAACCCGUUCUUCCAGGCCAAUGGCAAUAUUUAUUUCACCUUAUAAACACAUCUAAAGCUAAAUUAAAUUGUAACAAAAAAAAAGAAAUAUAAUAAAUGGAUAAAUAUUAAACUAAAGCAUAUAUACUAAACAAGUAAUAUAUAAACAAAGUUCAUAAUAAUACGAACGCUACGUGUAAAUCUUGUAAUCUUCCGAUAGCUAAACCAUUUGUGUACUCAAAAUAUCACGAAUCUACCCCAGCAAAUACACCGAUACUGGCAGGAGCAGAUGCGCAUCAGCAAGUUUACGAAUUAAAUGCAGACGCGUUCGAACUCGGAACGAAAGGCACAUGCACCCACACAUAUCCAAAUAGCAGUACCGAGUGAAAACCGUGUACUGUCAGAGGUUAGAUCGUUGUCUUCUUAAAUUAAUAUAUAUUUUUUCAAUGUGAAAAAGUCACUCGUGAAUUAUACAUAAUAUACAUACGAUUACGUGUUACAUUGUAUUCUCCAAUUAAAAGCUCAGUAUAAGCUAUACAAUGACGACGAAGAGAUGGCGUAGAAAACAUGUAGACGUACUCGUAAGAGAUAAUCGCAUAUAUUAUAGUGUGUGCAUGUAGGGGUAUAUACGCAAAAGUAUAUCGCAUCAUGUGUUGAUAUUAUUAUCGAACGAAUAAUAAGGUCAAGAAUUUCGUAUAAACGUGCAAUGUACCUUGAAGACAAUAUUAAUCAAACGGUCGAUAUGAAUUAGACGCGUACGACGACGUAACAAACAAAUAAAAAUAAUUAUCAAGCUUUUUUCUCUCUUGUACGACUGAUGAAACAGCUGCCUAACAGACUAGAACGGUUAAAAGGCGUGAUUUCGUUUGGCUUUUUUCGUUGCGACAAAAAAAAAAGACAUGCGCAAACACACGCUGAUCUGCCGACAUGUGUCCGACCGCUAUUGCAUAAAAGAUUGAGAAGACAAAAAAUGAUCAAAUUUACGAGUGAAUAAAAAUAAAAAUUUGUUUUCGACUAGUGAUAUUAUUGUUAAAUAUAUUAUAUCGAGUCUCAACCGAGAGAUCACAAUUGUACAUGCUUAUAUAUCUAAUGAAAUAAAAUAUAAAAAGUUAAUUUAAUUCAA